Macrosteles quadrilineatus (aster leafhopper) is the source of this 5413-nucleotide messenger RNA. RefSeq lists its product as uncharacterized. Gene Ontology annotation, cellular component: cytoskeleton. The record is from RefSeq and is a predicted model, not a curated record. The transcript has 27 exons. The coding region runs from base 583 to 4602 and encodes 1339 amino acids. NCBI's taxonomy places the organism in Eukaryota, Metazoa, Arthropoda, Insecta, Hemiptera, Cicadellidae.
GGGUGUGAAAAGCUUUCAGGUUUUGUUAUGAUGUAGUGAUUUUAUGUGUGCUAUAUCGUUUCUGGAUUGUGUAUCUAGGUUGUGCGGUAUUCGGAAGGUAUGGUUCAGUGUCUGAAGUUCGUUUUACGUGCGAGUGUGUCAGAAAAUCGUUAUACUUAAAUCUUAACCCUUGGAAUAGCAGUGCUGCAAUGCUGUAGGAUCCUGGUUAAUCUGUCAAUGGGGGAUAGUAUUUAAUGGAUUAUCAGCGCAGAAAUAAAGGGUCGGGUCGCAGCUGACGCCGAUUGUUCCUGUUAUUGUUACCGCACUAGUUACUCGCAUCACAGUUCACAAAUUCUAUCUCGUUACUCUCCUGUUGUGAUCGUGUUUUCAUUCGAUAUUCUAUAAAGUUAAAAUCGUGAUAUCGUUGGUGCUGAAAUUCGUUGAAAAAUCGUUAGACUGUUCUAGUUGUGUUGCAUUUCCGAUAUUUAUAACGUUAAUUUGUUGCGUAGAGUGAAAUUCGUAAAAAAGUAUGGCGCAAUGAUAGAUCCUUGGGGGACCCCGUAGUUUGUCGCAAUUUCUCCCGGGAGCUGUGAUGGUCUUGUGAUGGAGGAGGAAGAGAGUGCGAGUCCUCACCGUUUGUCGGAUCCUUUAUCGCGUCUUAGCGAUGUGCCCGGGUCUUCUUGUUCGUCCUGGAGCGGUUCCAACCCUGGGAGUCCGAGGCUUCCGCCCCGCCGGGUCUCCCAGUCGCCGCCGCUCCACCGCGCCUCCGUGGACUGGCAGGAGCGGUGCAUGGAGUUGCAGAUGGAGCUGCAUCGCUACCGUCAUCAGGCAGCCAGUGUUCGGGACAUGCUCAAAGACAAGCUUUCGGAGUUGGAACAGAGAGUUCUGGAGGCGGAGACCCGAGCCGAGGAGGCCGAGGACAAGGUUCGCAUCAUGGAGCAGAGACUGGUGCAGGCUGACUGGACACCUGGGAACAACUCUCCGGAAGAUAAAGACAAGGACGCCAUCUCCAAACUGGCCAACCAGGUCGAGGAACAGAGACAGUUGAGGUUGCAAGAUGCCAAGCAGGUCGAGGCGAAGGCUGCGCGCAUCAAGGAAUGGGUGACCAACAAGCUGCGCGAGCUGGAGGCGCAGAACCAACAUCUGCGUGAGCAGAACCACAAGUGUAACCAGCAGCUGGAGUUGCUGCGAAGACACAUGGCACAGCUGAGCGCAGGCCGGAACACGCCUGUGGAUACUCGGCCAAGCUCACUACUCAGGGCCAACAGCACCGGCUCUACGAGAUUUCCAGGGCCUGGAUCAAAAAAUUUAACCAUCCCCAAUAUCUGUCCCGAGACUUUACAACAGGACAAAGGGCUGUUGGACGCAGAGCCUGUUUACGCAGAGGUGGAGAGGCGCAAGGCACCGCAGAGUGAGCCGACCACAGCUGUUCUAGGACACAGACGCCACCUGUCUGCGUGCGCAGGAACCAUGACAUCACCUUCACAACAACUCAGCGUAGAUCUGCAAGCUGCAGUGGACAGUCUCGCCUUGCUUCCCGUCCACAUCAGGCCUCGCAGUGAGUGUGUGGACUCUGAACAGAGCCAUGACUACGCGGAGAUCUACACUCCGUCGAGAGAGAAGCCUCCCUGGGAAUGUCCGAAGCCCCCCACACCCCCUCUGCACCGCUUCCCCUCUUGGGAAUCUCGGAUCUACCAGGUGGCCAAUGAGGGACUGGCCGCGGCCACGAGUCAGUCGGCCAUGGAGACAAGCGGACACCACUCGGCUGCCCAGGGGUACAAGGAGAUCAGCGUACCGGUUUUCGCCACUGUCAAAGGGAGAGCGAGUCAGAUCAGGUCGAUGCCGUUCACUGGUGAUUCCUCCGAUGACUCGUCCGACGGGGAGGGAGAACACACCAACAACAUGAACCACAGCGGCACUCACACCAGGGCUACCAACAGUAGCAGUGAUAAUACUGAUACAUCUUUGUCGAGUCCAAGCAAAAGCCACAAAACCACUUCUAGUCUUUCUCCUGCCAAAAGAAGUUCUUCUGAUUCACCUUCCAAAAAUACCUCUUUUGAGUCGGGGAUGUCAGACGACUACGCAAUUCCACCAGACGCCCUGAGUUGUGAGUCGUUAGAAUGGUCGUUAGUGUUGCGAGCGACAGACAGCCCGAGACAUCAGCGGACCUGCGAGAGUCUAGAGAAGAGCGGCCAUCUUGCCAAACUGGGCGGCAAACUCAAGACUUGGAGGAGACGCUGGUUCCAACUCAACAACGGCAAACUGCGCUACUGGAAGUCUCAGAACGACAUGGCGAGGAAACCCCAAGGCGAGAUCUCUAUAGACGACCAGUGUCGCAUCACUCGGGCCGACGGAGCCGCUACCUUCGAGAUAACCACGGGCAAGAAGACCUACUACCUCACAGCUGACUCUAUAGCUGCUACUGAGGACUGGGUCAAGGUGCUACAGAAUGUUCAGAGGCGGAACGCCACAAAGCUGCUGCUCAGCAGGGAACAGAACAAGCCUACACUGCAAGGCUGGCUGACAAAGGUGCGCAACGGACAUGCGAAGAAGUGCUGGUGUGUUCUCAUUGGGAAAAUGUUCCUCUACUUCAAGUCUCCUUCUGACAACAACCCCAUUGGCCAGAUCAAUAUGAGGGACGCCAGAGUGGAGGAGGUGGACCAUGUGUCGGAUUCUGACAGUGAAGAUCGUGAUGCGGAGAAUGCUCAACUUACCAUCGGGAUAUUCCCUACCCACCAGGGCCCUACGUAUCUGCUCUUCCCCUCCAAGCAGGAUAAAGAUUCCUGGCUGUACCAUUUGACGGUGGUGUCGGGUGCCGGGCCAAAUGCUGGCACUCAGUAUGAGCAACUUGUACAGAAAUUGAUGGAGAGUGAUGGCGAUCCAAAUUGUGUGUUGUGGAGGCACCCCAUUCUACUGCACAGUAAAGAUGCUAUCACUUCCCCCCUCACUACCCUGUCUUCAGAAACUCUUCAGGCCGAAGCUAUCAAACUGUUCAAGUGCUGUCAGCUGUUCAUCUCAGUGGCGGUGGAGUCAGCUGGUAUCGACUACCAUGUGGUGCUGGCCCAGAAUGCACUGCAGCAGUGUCUAGACCAAUGGGAGCUCCAGGCCGAGCUGUUGUGUGCCUUGGUCAAACAGACCUCUCGCCACAUACACCACAAAGUCGGCGUGCAGCAACUCCUGUUGUGCGCCACGCAGUCUCUGUUCGCCUGUGACGCGGCUGCUAACUCGCCUACAGCCGGAGCCCCCCCUCCACCCCCACUGCUGGACUACUGCAAGGCCAACCCACCCUCGUACGCCUUCGUGCAGGGCUGGCAACUGCUGGCACUCGCUGUCUCGCUGUUCGUCCCCCGCAACAACAAGCUUCUGUGGUACCUCAAGCUACACCUGCAGAGGAACGCUGACUCCAAAACGGAGUGCGGCAAGUACGCUGCAUAUUGUGAGAGAGCUCUGGAGCGCACAAUACAAAACGGAGGUCGCGAGGUGAAGCCGUCUCGUAUGGAGGUGUUGUCCAUUCUACUCAAGAAUCCGUACCAUCAUUCUCUACCUCACUCCAUACCUGUUCACUUGCUCAACGGAACGUACCAGGUUGUUGGGUUUGACGGGUCCACCACAAUAGAAGAGUUCCUGUCGACUCUCAACUCAGAGAUCGGGUGCAGAGAAUCGCCAAGUUCUGGGUUCACCCUCUUCAGUGACGACCCGAUAGAGAAGGAUUUGGAGCAUUAUAUUGAACCAUCUGCUAAGUUGUGUGACGUGAUCUCCAAAUGGGAAACUGCACUGAGGGAGAAGGGAUCAGGCAAGUUUGAGAACUCUAGAGUAAUCCAGCUGGUGUACAAGAACAGACUGUACUGGCGACAUUCAGCCAAGAUGGAGACCGAGAGAGAGAGACUACUCAUGUGCUAUCAGGUUAACCAACAAGUAGUCCACGGUCGCUUCCCCCUCACCAGAGAAUUAGCAUUAGAGUUGGCUGCUCUAAUGGCUCAGAUUGACUUUGGUGAGUUCCACACGGACAAGGGUCGAGGCAGCGGCAGCAACAUGAAGGACCUGCAUGUGCUACAAGCCUUGGACAAGUUCUACCCUUACAGAUACAGGGACAACCUCACCCCUGAUGCACUCAAAGAGCUUGAGUCCGGCCUACAGGAGAAGUGGAUGUCUUUGAAAGGUCGCAGUACAUUAGACUGUGUCCGAAUAUACCUCACUUGUACAAGAAAGUGGCCGUUCUUUGGUGCCUCACUGUUCCAAGCAAAGUGGAAGCAGCCCGAGCCGCAGGUCGUGUGGCUGGCUAUAGCAGAGGACGCCGUUACUUUGCUGGACCUUGCGUGUAUGCAGCAGAUCGCCAGGUAUCCAUACACGGCAGUGUUGACGUUCGGAGGUUGCCAGGACGACUUUAUGCUUGUGGUCAGUGCUGAAGAGGGACUCGGCUCUCAGAAACUUCUCUUCGCCCUUAGUAAACCAAAGAUUUUAGAAGUGACGGUGCUGAUAGCAGACUACAUGAACGCGUUGGGUCACGGUGGCACACCACUGGCCGGCACGCUGUCACGUGGCGCACAACCGGACAUCCUCAAGGCCACACCGGACCACCAGCUGAGCCGAUCCGACAGCAAGAAGCGAACACUCGACACGUGACAAUAAACAUCACCCCCUCCCCUGCCCUCGGAACACCUCAUAUGAACGACUCACCACAUCACACUGCUCGGAACAAUUUGUAAAUGAACUAAUCCUACAGUACUUUUGAAUCAUAAGAAAAUGUAUUACUUUGAGUUGUAGAUUGUUUUGGGAUUAGGAUCAGGUUUGAGCUAUGGUAAAGGUGGAAUUAGCAACACGAUUGCCUUUAAAAGGGAAGUUUUAGUGGUUAGGUGUUUCAGGAUUCGUUUGUUUCACGAUGUUUCAUACCAAGGAGCCGAAACUCCACCGGACUGAGGCUGUUCGAGGAUUAUAUCCUCUUCAGAAAAGUGUAAAUUUUGAUAAAAAAAUACCUUAGUUGGCACUCAACAAUUGUUUUAGACUCAAAAGUCACUUUUAUUUAGGUCUAAAUUUUGAUAGAAUCUAAACUUAGCUGUGUUUAGCCAGCACAAGUAUCAGCACUGUAUUAUAUGAUAUUAAGGCGGUAAAUAAAAUCGAUUGAACCUUGGAAGAGUUACUCUCCGGGCCGUCUGAAGUGGUGAUUCCGAGGGCUUUGAACAUUGUAUAAAUUGACUUUUUCUACUGCUGAAGUGCUUUGAACAUCAUCCGUGCUAACAAUACAGGUUUUUAUUUUAUUUUUUUGUUUGCUACUUGAAUGUACUUUCUUGUUAAGCCUAUUGUAAAAUAAUGUACAGCAACUUUACGCCUCGUCGGUCCAUUAGAGGUGUUGGAAGGCAACUAUUUUUAUAAAUAAUUUUACUUUGCAGCUAAAGUGAUUAUUAGUUCUUGUAGAUAUUAUACACUUUGAGGAAAA